Messenger RNA from Pocillopora meandrina, 993 nucleotides. Lineage: Eukaryota; Metazoa; Cnidaria; Anthozoa; Scleractinia; Pocilloporidae. The record is from the annotation of a GenBank genome assembly.
AUGAUUCAUAAGGAAUUUCCAACUGGAAUAAAAGGACCUUCUGGCACCAUUCAAGGAAACGUGCAAAGAAGGUGGAUUUGUGAGAAAGAAUCACGUAUUGAUCAAGACCAGAUAAAAGAAACAAUUUUAGCUUCACGAAUCUGAAUAACUAUAAGCUACUUUUUCCCUUCCUUUCCCACCCCUAAUCUCUUCUUUCAUUUUGCCCUUUUUGCCCAUUGCGACCACCUCGUACGAAGGCUUGUCAUCUUCAGGGGAACAGUUUCCGUAAUACCAGCCACUUUGAUAAAAGAUAAUAGAUAAAUUAUUGGGAACCCCGCAGAAAAAGUAUUGAUUCGUUGCUGGCUAUGGGCAAGUUUGGGAAAUAAUACAUUCCCGUCGAAAUGCCACUCCACAAAUGUCUACCUAGUUAUAGUCUAAAUCGUCAUGUUUUUUCAACAGACAAUGGUCAAGGAGUCUAUUUCCUCCAUCCUGUUCCAAGAAGCACAAAUCCUCCUGGAAAUACAACUUUCGCAAAACUGUUACAACAAAAGGGAAGAUGUCAACCGAACAGGAUACCGCUGCUGUAUCAGGUGAGAUCGCUGAUUGAUUGACAGUUUUGAUUGAUUGGGAAUAUAUAAAAGAGCAACUUCCUUAGAUUAGCCUAAUUUUGUUUGUUUGUUUGUGUGUUUGUUUCUGUUUUGUUUUGAUUUAUGGUUAGUUUGCUUUUUUUUGCUUUUUGUUUUGCUCAUUGUUGAUGUUGUUUUCUUUUUGUGUGUGUGUGGCAGGGUUUAAGGGACCUCUUUCCAUUUGAUAUUGGUCUUCCUUGUUUUCGUUCUUUUGGACGCUUGAAGGUUGGACAGCCGGUAAAUAAUUUUGUCUGAUCAUUCAUGAGCACUAUUUAGAAUAGGUAUUCUCAUCUCUUGAUAUAUCAUGUUUAACGUCAUCUGAAAUAUGAAAAUACAGGCGCAUCUAAUCCAGGAUCUUCAACAACUGUGUUCAUACCAACCAUGGUAA